AUGCACAGUGCUAGCCAAAGCUACUAUAUGAACAAGGAUUUUCAGACACCAGAGGAGACCUCCACUACCGCGAUACAAUACGAGAUUAGGACAACAUCAGCAGUUACCAACCCUCUUGUUUACCCAGUUAGCGACGUCUCCAAUAUCUUUGAGGAAUCAGUAUCACCAACCUCUUCGGCCCCGUCAACAGCCAUUUCGAGCCUGUGCCGGACCGAUAGCUCCAGUGCAUCACAGACCGAAACUGCCACCAGCAUUGGGAGCUCAAACUCUGCGGACGAGCCCUCCCACCUAAGCUCAGUAGACCUCAACAUGAUGCUGGCUGUGAGCCCAGAACACGCUAAGCCUUCCACCCUCACAAGUACAUUCCUCACCUCUCCAAUGCCUACUGUUAUUGAUGCGGACACGGGGCCCAGGGGCACUGGCUCAAGCGAACAGGGCAGCAAUAACCGGCAAGAGGAGGGAGAUGGGGGUGGAAGUAGGGAAGGCAUAGAGGCAGACUGGUCUACAUCCCACCGACAUGGGCCGACCUUUGAGGAUUUGAGGCGGACAGCAAACCUUUUUGGGCAGCUCCGUCAGGCCAGGGAUGAGGCUGAGAGAGCCGGGCAACCGAUCGAGGACGAGGAUGAGGUGGCACAAGUGAUUUUGAGCCACCAGAGUGCGAGCCAGUGGUGGGGAAACAACACGGAAAGUGACCUGGUUCUGGAGGAGUGA
Molecule: messenger RNA, 711 nt
Organism: Thermochaetoides thermophila DSM 1495
Lineage: Eukaryota; Fungi; Ascomycota; Sordariomycetes; Sordariales; Chaetomiaceae
Exons: 2
Coding region: 1-711 (236 amino acids)
Source: RefSeq, a predicted model, not a curated record